AAAAAAAAUGAAGACAAAGAGUUGGCUGUUGCUUGGGAGUUGCGCUACGGACAAUAAAUUACCCUAAAACCCAAUCGUUCUCUCUCGCACCGUCCGACUGUUCCUUACCGUCCGUCGUCCUCGUUUCCGGCGGCCAUAACAGGUGCUAUUCUCUCUUGGAAUGUGUUGGUUUCUCAGCUUCAAGUUAAAGGAAAUAAAUAUAUAUAUUAUUUUUAUUUACCUCUAAAAGAAAGUAUUUUGAGGUGAAUGGAGGAGUGCCCAUCGCAUUACAAUGAAAAUGAUUAUAAAAAGUAUGUGGAUGGUCUUUUUAAUGAAUUUGCAUAUAAGGGAAAUUUUAGGAAGAGUAGUAAUAAUUUGGAAGUAGAGAAGGGGGAUUCUCGUUGUUCUAGGAAGGUGUCGAAAUAUUUUCGGAGGAAAGUUGAAGAACCUAAAUUGGAGCGUCCAAAGAUUGUUUCUCCUUAUUUUCAAAACAAUUGUAGGAAGAAUUUGGACGAUGUUGCAAGUGAGUUUUCAUGUCGAGAAAAUCUUGAGAGUGAAUAUCAAGUAAGAAAAACAUCUGAAGGACUGAAAGAAAAAUUGAACGUGAAGGAUUCUUUUUGCUCUAGAAAGGUCUCAAAAUACUUUCAGAAAAUUGAAGAGCCUAAAGUGGAGUAUCCAAAGAGGGUGUCUCCUUAUUUUCGAAACAAUUGUAGGAAGAGUUUUGAUAACAGAGCUAGAGAAUUUUCAUGUCAGGGGGGAAAUGUUGAGAAUGAAUUUGAAGUACGUAAAAAAUUUAAAGGGGUGGAAGCAAAAUUGAAAGUGGAGGAGGAUUCUUGUUCUAGAAAGGUCUCAAAAUACUUUCAAAAGAGACCUAAAGUUGAAGAGUCCACAGGGAAGUGUCCAUGGUGGAUUCGAGACAACUGUACAAAGAACGUUGAUGAUAUUUUAAGUCAAUGCGUCUAUCAUAAUGGAAGUGUGUCGAGUUUCAGAGAGUGUGAUAAGAAGAGUGAAAAUGAAGGAACUGGAAAAUCUACCGUAACUGAAAAUUUGAAAGUGAAGGAUUCUUUAUGUUCUACAAAGGCCUCGAAAUACUUUCAAAAGAGACCUAAAGUUGAAGAGUCCAAAGGGAAGCGUCCAUGGUGGAUUCGAGACAACUGUACGAAGAACGUUGAUGAUAUUUUAAGUCAAUGUGUAUAUCAUAAUGGAAGUGUGUCGAGUUUCAGAGAGUGUGAUCUGAAGAGUGAAUAUGGAGGAACCGGAAAAUCUACCGUAACUGAAAAUUUGAAAGUAAAGGAUUCUUGUUGUUCUACAAAGGUCUCGAAAUACUUUCAAAAGAGACCUAAAGUUGAAGAGUCCAAAGGGAAACGUCCAUGGUGGAUUCGAGAUAACUGUACAAUGAACUUUGAUGAUAUUUUAAGUCAAUUUGCAUAUCAUAAUGGAAGUGUGCCGAGUUUCAGAGACUGUGUUAAAAAGAGUGAAUAUGAAGGAACUGGAAAAUCUGCAGUAACUGAAAAUUUGAAAGUGUUGGAUUCUUCUUAUUUUGGGAAGAUCUCUGAAUACAUAGCUAAAGUUCAAGAGGCUAAAAUUAAGAGUGAAUCAUUACUUCAAAAGUUAUCUAACAACUCCGUUAGAGAGGGGCAUAAAGUUGAAGAGCUUAAAGUGGAGUCUCCAUCACAUGUUCAAGACAAUUGUAUGAAGAAUUUUGAUGAUUUUGUAAGUCAAUUUCAAUAUUAUGGUGGAAGUGUGUCGAUUUUCAAAGAGUAUGUUACGAAUAGUGAAUAUGAAGGAAUUGGAAAAUCUAAAAAUUUGAAAGUGGAGGAUUCUUCUUGUUUUGUUGGAAUGAUCUCUGAAUACAGAGCUAAAGUUGAAGAGGUUAAAAUUAAGGGUGAAUCAUUACUUCAAAAGUUAUCCAACUUGUUGCCAGAGGGUCUUAACGUUGAAGAGGAUUCUUCAUCUCAAAAGAGACUUAAAGUUGAAAAGCCUAAAAUGAAAUCGAAAAGGAAAACUAAACCUUUUCCAAAGGUUGAGAGAUAUAAGGAGGCUUACAAAAGAAAAACUCCUAAUAAUAAUUGGCUUCCUCCACGUUCUCAUUGGAAUCUGAUUCAAGAGGAUCAUUUCCAAGAUCCCUGGAGGGUGUUAGUUAUUUGUAUGCUACUAAACCGCACGACUGGUUCACAGGCAAAAAAGAUUUUAAUAGAGUUUUUCAAGUUAUGUCCGAACGCUGAAUCUUGUAUGCAAGUACCAAGAGAGGAAAUUCAAGAGGUAAUAAGAACAUUAGGUCUUCAAGGGAAAAGAUCAGAAAUGUUGCAACGCCUUUCUCGCGAAUACUUGUCUGCGCCUUGGACCUAUGUAACUGAACUGCCCGGUGUCGGCAAGUAUGCGGCGGAUGCAUAUGCUAUAUUUUGUACAGGCAAGUGGGAUGAAGUUGUACCAGAAGAUCACAUGCUCAACAAAUAUUGGGAUUUCCUUCACACUAUAAAGCAUACAUUGUGAAUAUCAAAGAUUGCUGUAUUUAUCUACAACAUAUUGCCAAAUGAGGGGCAUAUAUAAAACUAUCUAUUAUGGUGAUUAGUUUUUUUUUUUAUAGAAAUGCCAAUAUUAUUUUUAAAUAGUUAUUAUUGCCGUUACGCUGUAGGCGCCGGUAUCUAGGACUUUUAUAAUGAGAGUAAAUUUUACUUAUCGAUUAAAUCAUAAAAGACAGAUUAUAACCAAAUAUUGUAUGAAUUUUUUAAGUGUUAUGUGACAUUUAAUUAAUUUUUAAUCA
This is a messenger RNA of Cicer arietinum (chickpea), 2743 nucleotides long. RefSeq lists its product as uncharacterized. NCBI's taxonomy places the organism in Eukaryota, Viridiplantae, Streptophyta, Magnoliopsida, Fabales, Fabaceae. Gene Ontology annotation, biological process: base-excision repair. Gene Ontology annotation, cellular component: nucleus. The record is from RefSeq and is a predicted model, not a curated record. Gene Ontology annotation, molecular function: DNA binding; catalytic activity.